CACUUCUCCCCCACCUUCCCACUGUCUCCCUUACAGCCGAGGCGCGUUUCGUCUCCAAAGCCUGUCUGCAGAAGCAUGUCUGAGGACAUGCAGCCACGGUGCGAUGAAGCGGACCAAAAGACGCCACCAGCAUGACAGCAUGAAAACAGUGGCCAUGGCUAUUAACCAUGAAGCUGGAGCCGGACACGCCCAUCGCUUCCUUCCGUCAAAAAGAGCCUCUCUGGUGCUGCAUUGAACACGCACUCUCUCCGAGCAUGCCAUCCAAGUGUGAGAAAGCCCAACGGACUGCUUAACGCCUGCUAUUGGCUGACUUCUCUGUAUGCUUCUUCGCUGCCUGUGGUGCAGAUGACGUCGCGUCAGCAACAGCCUGAAUAAUGUGUGAACGCUGUGUUCAAGGUUCCAUCUGAGUAGGAGGUGGCAACAAAAGACCAAAUGCCAUGGACGUAUUCAACUUCACCUACUGGAAUGCCUCCGAAGGCAAUGGCACAGAAGUUGUGGAAGAAAGGGAAAGCCCCUACAAGACUGUGGAGGUGGUGUUCAUCGUGUUGGUGGCCGGUUCCCUCAGUUUGGUUACAGUUAUUGGAAAUAUCCUGGUCAUGCUUUCCAUCAAAGUUAAUAGGAACUUACAGACUGUCAACAACUAUUUUCUGUUCAGCCUUGCAUGUGCUGACCUAAUUAUUGGACUGUGCUCUAUGAACUUGUACACAGUCUACAUCGUAAUGGGGUACUGGCCCCUGGGCCCGGUGGUGUGUGACUUGUGGUUAGCCUUGGACUAUGUCGUCAGCAAUGCGUCCGUCAUGAAUCUUCUCAUCAUAAGCUUCGACAGAUAUUUCUGUGUCACCAAGCCCCUCAGCUACCCAGUCAAAAGGACCACCAAGAUGGCGGGAAUGAUGAUUGCAGCAGCCUGGGUCCUGUCUUUUGUCCUGUGGGCGCCAGCCAUUCUCUUCUGGCAGUUCAUUGUUGGUGGGCGGACAGUGCCUGAGAGGGAGUGCUACAUCCAGUUCUUCUCCAACGCUGCAGUCACUUUUGGCACCGCCAUCGCCGCCUUUUACCUGCCUGUCAUCAUCAUGAUUCAGCUCUACUGGCAGAUCUCCAGAGCAAGCAAGAGUCGCGUGAAGAAGGAUAACCGCAAGCCGUCUGGAGCCAAUCCAGAGCCCCUGUCACCUGGCCAGAGGAGGAACAACACACCGAAACCCAACAAUAACAACGUACCAGGGGAAGACACAGAACGUUUGCAGAGCCAGAAUGCUGACGAUGGAGCUAACCAGCAUGAUGGAAAACUGCAAAACGGCAAGGGGCCUUCCUCGACCACUGCUGAGGGAGAAACCGAAGGUGACGACGUGGCAAGGGAGAACUGCGCCCCUGCAGAGGAGAAGGAGAGCUCUAAUGAUUCAACAUCCGGCAGUGUGGCUGCGUCCAAUCAGAAGGAUGAGGAGGCGGCACCCUCCGCCGCUAACUCCAGCGCCGUGACAAGCCAGCCACUCCCACGGCAGCGAGCCAAGGCAGGGGGCUCCAAGCUGACCUGCAUCAAGAUCAAGACUAAAUCACCCAAGGGUGACUGCUACACACCGUCCAAUGCCACCGUUGAGAUCGUCCCGGCCUCAGAGCGGCAGAAUCACGUCGCCCGGAAGAUUGUGAAGAUGACAAAGCAACCUCCCAACAAGAAGAAGAAAGUGCCACCAUCACGGGAGAAGAAAGUGACCCGCACCAUUAUGGCCAUCCUGGUAGCAUUUGUUGCCACCUGGACUCCUUAUAAUGUGAUGGUGCUUAUUAACACCUUCUGCUCCAGCUGCAUCCCCAACACAGUGUGGACUAUUGGAUACUGGCUGUGCUACAUCAACAGCACCAUCAACCCGGCCUGCUACGCUCUGUGCAAUGUCACUUUUAAAAAGACAUUCAAACAUCUUCUCCUCUGCCAAUAUAAAAAUAGUAGGUCAGCCAGAUAAAUAUGGGCCACUUAGGAGGAAGAGUUGACUGUGUGUGUGCCAUCCAUGUGUAUAUAUGUGUGUGUGUGUGUGUGUGAGAAAGAGGUCCGUGAGCAAGACUGCAAGCGUACGUGUGAAAUUACUUUCCAUAAUUUUAAUCCUUUUGUUUUCCGAUUUCUCUCUCGAUAACCGGUUGUAGCACUUUACACAAAUUCAACUGCUGCCAGUUGCUUUGAGAUGUGUCGUGCAAAAGCAGCAUAGAUUACGAAGGUUGGGGGAAAGUUGAGCUGUAAGCUCAAAAAGGAGGGAGUAUGAAGUAGGGAGCACUUACGAGUGACACUGAGCUGAUUUGAAAAGAAAUUGAAAAGAUACAGAUAGGAGGAAGAUCUGCACUGUACGAAAACACAAGAGUUCAAAUGGGAAAAUAGGGCUGACUGAAUUUCCAAACUUAAAGCUGUUUAAAGUUCAGUGAAGAUACCUGUAGAUAGCUGUACAUAUCAGUGUAUACUCAAUAUGUAUGUGUGUGUGUGCUGGCUCGGAGUAUGUGUGUACACCCAUCUGUGCCCCUCUGCCUGCCUUCUUUCUGUCUGUCUGUGAUCCUCAUCAUGGCACUUUCACUCAGCAACAUGGAAAAUAAAGUGGGGUUGCUCAUAUAGAUUGCCUCUUACCUGGAGGCUAUCCCAUCUACCAAUGAGCCCAUUUGGGAAUGAGUUUCCAUUAAUACAUAAUAGAUAAUAUAAAAAUAGUAGAGCUGCACUUCAGCCAAACUACAAAAACUACUCACUUACCAAGAGAAUAAACCCUCAUUAGAUUUAAAGGAACACUUCAACAUUUUGAGAUAUACACUCAUUUAAUGUCUUGCAGAGAGUAAGAUGAAAAGAUUGAUGCCACUCACGU
Molecule: messenger RNA, 2822 nt
Organism: Anarrhichthys ocellatus (wolf-eel)
Lineage: Eukaryota; Metazoa; Chordata; Actinopteri; Perciformes; Anarhichadidae
Gene: chrm2a
Product: cholinergic receptor, muscarinic 2a
Exons: 4
Coding region: 438-1946 (502 amino acids)
Biological process (GO): regulation of heart contraction; G protein-coupled receptor signaling pathway, coupled to cyclic nucleotide second messenger; adenylate cyclase-inhibiting G protein-coupled acetylcholine receptor signaling pathway
Cellular component (GO): dendrite; plasma membrane; synapse
Molecular function (GO): G protein-coupled acetylcholine receptor activity; G protein-coupled serotonin receptor activity
Source: RefSeq, a predicted model, not a curated record